AUGUACCAAAAUUUGUCAUUCAAUAUUUUUCUGAAUUUAAAAUUUAUUGCGCAGCUUGCUUGCUUCCUGGUUCUUGCGAUUUUACUAUUUGGGCGCUUCUUUCAAUGUUGGAUGGUUUACAACAUUUUAGUCAAAUUGAAUGCGUGCAAAAAGUCUUGGAUAAACAAUUUGCGAUCCGAUGCAUCUUUGGAUAAAAAUGGACGUCUUAUUCGAAUUGCACCUCUUUCUGUUCAAAUUAAUCAGCAAAUCACAACACAAGCUUCUCAUCAUGUUGUUGACACGCUCAGGUUGACACGCUUUGUGUUGUUGACACGCUUUGCUUUCCCGAAGGAACUUUUUUGA
Meloidogyne enterolobii is the source of this 342-nucleotide messenger RNA. NCBI's taxonomy places the organism in Eukaryota, Metazoa, Nematoda, Chromadorea, Rhabditida, Meloidogynidae. The record is from the annotation of a GenBank genome assembly.